CAAGCAAUUAGAAGAGACUCAUUCUGGUAUACUGCAUCAUUGCACAGCUAUUGCAUCGCUAACUCAGGAUGGCUGUGUCACUCAAAGCUGAUUGGAGCCGUGAGCAUUUUUCUUGACUAAAGUCAUGCCAUCUGAGCCAUUUAAUUGGGACCCAAAUGACAGACGAAGUACAGAGAGCAGCAUCCCCGCUGUCCAAGCCCCUUGUUGCACUUCACCCGGCGUGGAUGUUAACAUGUAACAGACGAACCGGCGUGCUGUGAAGAGCAGAUUUCAGGCACAGCGCGAAGCCAUUUCUGUCCAAUUAUACUAGUGGCCACAACUAUUGGUUAACAUUGAAAAGAAAAAAAAAACACUUAGCCUGUACUUGGAAAGCAAGGCGGCAGCUUGCAUAUAUAAAAGUCUUGCCGGCCCCGGUUGAAAAUUAAAGAGGAUAAUCCUCCUUUGAAUUUGGACGUCCUCCGUGAAGCCGACCUGAGAGGAAUAAAUGAUCACUUCAACAAGACGGGUAUCGCCUGACAAACCUGAAUAUAGAAUUGCCUUCAGUCUCGACGAACCCUCAGAGUUGAAAGAUGUUGAGGACUUCCUUCAAACCUUUCCUGACCUCGAGCAGCAGUUACAGCCACUGCUUCCGUGCCAGGCCCUGAAGGAGUCCGUCCAGGUGUACAAGGACCACUGCAAGAUGGCCAAGGAGUUCCACAAGGUCAAGACCGAGAUUGCCCUACUAGAGGACCGAAAGAAAGAACUGAUUGCAGAACUGAUGGAGGAUGAGAAAGCCAGUGUGGAGAUUGCCCGUUUGGAGGAGGAAUUCCGAGUGCUCUCAGAGGAGAACCGCACUCUGGUGAAGGUCCACAGCCAGCGUCUGGAGACCCUCAGGGUGCUUAGCCAGAAGAGGCAGGGCUCUUCAUGACCUUUGCCUACCCAGUGGUCCUCCCCAACUUAGGAGGUUCUCCUCUUAUUUGAAGGUCUACUGGGAUCACAUGAUCUGAAGUUUCUGUUAAGGGAAAUGAGGUCCCUAUAUUAAUUUGGGUCCUGUCCUCAGGCCAAGGUCCAUAAGGUCCACUUGCUUGUGAACAAGCAGUUCCGAAUCCUGGAUUUCUCUCCUAGCUGUCAGCCGCAGACAUUCAAAAUGAUUUUUUGUUUCUGUUCAACAGUUGAGUGUAUGUUAUGAUUAUACGCAUAGCUCUUCAGUGAGGACAGUUGCUCAUAGAGUGUAUGUAUACAUUUUCUGGAAAAGUAUAAUGUCUGAUCUACAGUGUUGUGAAACUCAGUACUAAGCAUGUCUUGUUUCAUUUUACGUAUUUUCAUGUUCUAUUAAGGGUUAAAUGAAGGGUCGACACAUAUUACUGGUUUGUAUCUAUCUUAAAGCAGACAUUUAUGAAUUGGUAAAUAAAAUACAUUAAAUGUUACAAAUUGUUUCCCUUUACAUGUGUUGUUUUUAAGCUACAUACAUGGUACCUGAAGAAAAGGAACUCGACGUUUCCCGAUGUGUGCAGUUUUGUGUCAUUGUGAAAGAACCCCAUCAAGCUUAUGUUUCUUUACUUAACCGCCCGGCAAAUUUCACCGGCACAAUUGCGGAAAAACUUUGGGAAUUAUUAUCAAAAAUACACGGGCUGUUCCCCAUGUAGCAAAACCACAAUAAAAUUAGACCAUUACAAA
Molecule: messenger RNA, 1656 nt
Organism: Paramormyrops kingsleyae
Lineage: Eukaryota; Metazoa; Chordata; Actinopteri; Osteoglossiformes; Mormyridae
Gene: map3k7cl
Product: map3k7 C-terminal like
Cellular component (GO): nucleus; cytosol
Source: RefSeq, a predicted model, not a curated record